This is a messenger RNA of Hibiscus syriacus, 2062 nucleotides long. RefSeq lists its product as uncharacterized. Bases 417 to 1892 code for a protein of 491 amino acids. Lineage: Eukaryota; Viridiplantae; Streptophyta; Magnoliopsida; Malvales; Malvaceae. The record is from RefSeq and is a predicted model, not a curated record. The transcript is spliced from 2 exons.
UUAUUCAACUCCGUCUCUUUAAACAGUUUCCGUUCUCUCUCUCUCUCUCUGCCUCUCUCACUUAAGGUGAUCAUAUUUUUUCAAGCUCUCAAUUUUCUCUGGAUUCAAGUCCUCUCCUCUAAGGUUGGAUUCUUUGUUGUUAACACUGUUACUGCCCUUAGUUGCGUUCAGCUGUAGUUUUAUUUGAUUGAUUGAUGAAACUUAGUGGAUUUUGUUGUGCUUGGAACUGAAUCAUGAAGACUUUUAUGAGGUUUACCUAUGGUUUUGUGGAUUGAUUGGUUUAUGAAUCUACGAUUGGCUCGGAUUUUUCAUUUGAUUUAUGAAGAUGUCAAUAGGGAGAUUUUGUUCAUUGUUAGGGGUUUUAAGUUUUAAAUCGUGGGAAAAGAGGAAAUAGUUGGAAGAGCAAGGAAAAAGGAAUGGGGGAAGCUCUUCUCACUACUCUGUCAAUGGAGGCUGAUCACCCCUCUACAUUUCUGUCAGUGGAUUCUGGUUCUUUUCUACCGGAUGAAUUGGAGAGAGAGAUGAACCGAUCUAUUAUGCUUUCUCGGCCACCUGAUAUCAAUCUCCCAUUAUCAUCUGAACCGAGCUCACCUCCAUUGGCAUGGAGUGAUUCAUAUGACAUCUUAGAUGUUAGUCUAACACCCCAGAUUUUCGAGGCGGUUUUCAAUGUCCCAAAAGUGGCUAAGAAGUGCAUCAAGCGUCUUGACAGUAUAUGGGGUGCUUGGUUUUUCUUUACUUUCUACUUCAAGCCUGUUUUAAAUGGGAAAUCAAAAUCUAAGAUAAUCAGGGACAGCAACGGUUUGUCAGGUUAUGACAAGUCAGACUUGGAGCUAGAUGCUUUCUUGGUUCAGCAUGAUAUGGAGAACAUGUAUAUGUGGGUUUUCAAGGAAAGGCCCGAAAAUGCACUUGGUAAGAUGCAGUUGAGGAGUUACAUGAAUGGCCAUUCUCGGCAAGGGGAGCCCCUGUUUCCGUUUAGUGUUGGUAAGGGUUUUGUUAGAUCUCAUAGAAUGCAGAGGAAACACUACAGGGGUCUAUCUAAUCCUCAAUGUUUGCAUGGGAUUGAAGUUGUGGCAUCACCAAACCUCUCGAAUCUUGAUGAUGAAGAGAAGAGGAGAUGGAGAGGACUUACAGGUAGGGAGAUAAACUUCUCUAUUCCUCCUGAAGCAAGUGAUUUUGCAUCUUGGAGGAAUCUUAUUAUCACAGAAUUCAAACUUGAGCGUCCCCCUGCCCCUCUAAAGAGUAAUUUACAUUAUCACACUAGAAAGCUGCUUAACGGUACUGGUUUAAAUUUAUCAACUCAGCCGAUGCAACAUGGCAAUGGUAAUGGGAUGGAUUUAUCUCCUGUCUGUAAUAAACAGAACAAGGACUAUUUCCGGAAUGGAAAUGAUGAGGAUCCUUGUUUACCUAAUAAUCUGCAUUCUAACAAAGUUUUGGACAUGAAAAUCCACCCAGUUGAGCCAACUUGGAUGAAUGAAUUUAGUGGGGUAAUGAAGAAUGUAUACGGGCCCGUAACAGCAGCAAAAACGAUAUAUGAAGAUGAAGAAAGCUUUUUGAUCAUCGUCAGCUUGCCCGUUUCGGAUCUUCAAAGGGUGAAAGUUACUUGGAGAAAUACUCCCUCACAUGGAAUUGUAAAGAUAUCGUGUGCGAGUACAGCUUGCAUGCCAUUCAUUAAGAGAUACGAUAGGACAUUUAAACUAACAGAUCCAGCUCCCGAACACUGCCCUCCAGGGGACUAUAUUAGAGAGAUUCCCCUUCCGAACCGCAUUCCUGAAAAUGCUAAACUGGAAGCAUACCAUGAUGAGACUGGAACAAUGCUCGAGAUUGUUGUGCCCAAACAUCGUGGAGGACCAGAAGAGCAUGAGGUCCAUGUCUGCUUUCGCCCCUCCCCAUGAGUGAAUGACCAUUCAUGGACCUCAAGGAAACUAUAUUGCGAGACAUGCAAGGAUGUUAGUGUUUGGUGCUUCAUUGUUUGCUAACCUCACUCCAUGAGGAAAUCUAUGAACUUAUAACUGCAUUUUUUAUAUUAUAUGUCAUACCGUGCGAAGUUGAUUCAUCGAAGUUA